GCGCGCGCCGCUGACGCACAGCCGGGCUGCGGCGCGGCCAUGGCGAGCGACUUCUACCUGCGCUACUACGUGGGGCACAAGGGGAAGUUCGGGCACGAGUUCCUCGAGUUCGAAUUCCGGCCCGACGGUAAGCUGCGCUACGCCAACAACAGCAACUACAAGAACGAUGUGAUGAUCCGAAAGGAGGCUUAUGUGCACAAGAGUGUGAUGGAGGAGCUGAAGAGAAUAAUCGACGACAGUGAAAUCACAAAAGAAGAUGAUGCUCUGUGGCCUCCUCCUGACAGAGUGGGCCGACAGGAGCUCGAGAUAGUAAUUGGUGACGAGCACAUCUCCUUUACAACGUCAAAAAUCGGUUCCCUCAUUGAUGUAAAUCAGUCCAAAGAUCCAGAAGGUUUGAGAGUGUUCUACUACCUGGUCCAGGACCUUAAAUGUCUUGUCUUCAGUCUUAUUGGACUCCACUUCAAGAUUAAGCCAAUUUAAGUCAGACAAACUGAAGUUUGUAUUGCAAUAUUAGCAGUAGGGGUGGGGAGGGAGAAUCCUGUUCCAGUUCUUCAUUGUUUCUGAAAUUUUUUUGUACUUUAGAUUAUUUUUUGAUUGUUAUUUUGUUGUUGUUACAAACUGUCAGUGACUCAAUAAAAGGGUGAUAUCUGCGUUUUUAAUUUUUAA
Molecule: messenger RNA, 666 nt
Organism: Lonchura striata (white-rumped munia)
Lineage: Eukaryota; Metazoa; Chordata; Aves; Passeriformes; Estrildidae
Gene: MAGOH
Product: mago homolog, exon junction complex subunit
Biological process (GO): RNA splicing
Cellular component (GO): nucleus; catalytic step 2 spliceosome; exon-exon junction complex
Source: RefSeq, a predicted model, not a curated record